Messenger RNA from Naegleria gruberi, 1473 nucleotides. RefSeq lists its product as uncharacterized. The transcript has a single exon. Bases 1 to 1473 code for a protein of 490 amino acids. Gene Ontology annotation, biological process: mitotic DNA damage checkpoint signaling; protein phosphorylation. Gene Ontology annotation, cellular component: nucleus. Gene Ontology annotation, molecular function: protein serine/threonine kinase activity; ATP binding. Lineage: Eukaryota; Heterolobosea; Eutetramitea; Acrasida; Naegleriidae. The record is from RefSeq and is a predicted model, not a curated record.
AUGUAUAAUGAUGUCAAGAAAUCUAUUGUUGAUAUUAAGAGGAUUAUCAUUCUCUCCAAAAACUUUGUUGCUCUCGAAAUGAAAUAUUACAAAUUUGGAGAUUUGAGAAAUUUGGUUUCUCCAAAAUUGGCACUUCCACUUUCUACUCAUAUUUCCAGAAAGAUUCUUAAAGAUGUUUCGAAAGGAUUGCUAAAAUUGAAGGAGAAUAACAUUGUCCAUUGUGAUGUCAAGUUGGAAAAUAUUUUCAUUGAGAAACUCGAUCAACAAGAGGCAAGAAUUAGAGUUAUUUUAGGAGAUUUUGGUGUUUCUACAUUCGGAACUGAUGAUGAAACUCAUCUUAAAGGUACAAUGAAAUAUUUAUCUCCUGAAGCUCAAUAUGAACAUGAUUAUUCAUCCAAGUCUGACGUUUAUGCCCUUGGUGUUGUAAUGAAAUGUUUAACUCAAAACGAUCCACAUGUCAAUAGAGAAUUUCUUGACAAGAUGACACAUCCAAUUAAGGGUGAACGUUAUGAUAUUGAGGAUGUUAGAAAAAAUCUUGAUGAUAUCAUCCUAAUCAAGAGACAUCCAAUAGAUGUUCUUUCAACAAUCAAUGAUGAAUGUGAAAUCAUAGGCACAUCAAUUGUCUUGAAUGGUUUCAGAUAUUCUGCCACUGAAUACUUGGAAAUCACCAAUUUACAAACUGGAGAAACUUCUAUGCGUUACUUCAAUGAGUAUAUCAAAUUAGCCAAUUGGUGUCGCAGUAGAGAUAGUGAUAUGUUCAAUGCAAGUGAUUACUGUGGUGCCUUGUUCAUCUUUCAAAACAGUAAGAAUGUAAUAAUCCUAUUCCAAUCCGCCUAUGACAAGGGUUUUGCUGUUUUUAAUUUGAAUUUUGCAUUGACUCAAAUUAUUGUCUACCCGACAUACUUUCCAAAUACUAUACUCGAUAUGAAAGUGCAGGAAGAAACCGUUUCAAUUAAGACAAAGGAGGAAGAUGGUGAUGAAGAGUGGGUUGAAUAUCCACAUCCGUGGUGGAAUUCUGAAAUGAGAGAAACUAUUUUCAGUAAUGAGGAUGACAAUUACAACGAGAACAGUGAUUACACAUAUAGGCAUCAAGUUGAAAAAUUAGAAACCUAUCUCACAACAAGUCAUGAUGAACCUCCAAAAUCCUUUGCAGAUGAGCUCAAACUAUUCUCAAAUUUUCCUUACAAAAUUGAAAAACUUGAAAAGGAAACAUCAUAUGGAGUCAAUAUCUAUUCAUUCCCAUUAGAAAACUGUUUUGCAGGAGUGUGCAUCCUUUCAAAGAGAUACAAAAUAUUUGAAUACGUUGUGAACAAUGUGAAUGUUGAUCAUUUUAGUGAUCCUGCUUUCCAUCAAGCUCUAGAAAGAAAGAAAGCUGUUGUUGCUUGGGAAUUCCUGUCUGAUUACAUUGUUAUGAUUUCAAAUGUCCAAAAGAUGACUCAAAUAGCCGAAACCAAUGAAACUUUGAUUUUUUGA